AGGAAGAUCAAGGUACCCUCAGAGCUGGAGGCUGGCCCUGGGUAGCCUAGAAGUUCCUGUAAGUACAGGCAGGCGCGGGAAAGCACGGUGAGGGUGUGUGCAGAGGGUGUGUGCCCAGGAGCGCGGCAGACGUGGCAACUCCGGGUAGGGACUGAACUAGGGCAGUGAGCUCUUUUCCUUUGCCCAGCUGGUAUCCAGUCCCAAGGGAACGCUGCUCCAGCCCCGGACAAUGCACCAGGAUGGCCACUAUCUCCAGCCUUCUCCACCUGUGAAUGGUUCAUUGGAACAGGAGCCUCAAAAGCAGCUCCCGGAGAUGCUAGGUGAGGUCUGGGAACCGCCUCGAGGGGACGGACUGCCACUGCUCUCGGUCAUCAUCGCUGCCUUUGUCCUACUGGCGAUCUGCAUCGUCCUGGCAGUUCACUUCGGGCCAGCCUUGCACCAGGGCCAUGCCACCCUCCCUACAGAGCCUCCAGCCCUAAAGCCAGAGAACGGCAUUUACCUCAUCCACUGGCGGCUGCUAGACCUCCAGGACAGUCGCAGAGAAACCCAGCAGGGACUUCCUAUUCCUCACUCUGGCCUUGUCCUAGGUGGGCACAGGCCCAGCAUUGAUGAAAUCACGUAUCUGUAGGAGGGUGAUGUGCAGUUAGCCUGACUGGUCUCAGAACAAGAAACUGGAAUGUGAGUUGGAACCCGGAUGUCAGAGCUGCAGACAGGCCUCUGGACUCGGCUAGAGCAACCCUCAGAUAUUUGAUGAGAAAGCUCCACGGCAAUAAGAGAAGUGGAAACCACCCUGAGGACCUUGCCCACAGACACGGUGCCAAGGCCACCCUUACAAAGUUUCCCCUCAGGGAUCUCCAGAUCCUCCUCAGAGUUCCUGUUCCCUUCCCGUACCUCUCAUCUUCAUCCCUUUUGGAGCAAAGUGAAGAUUCCAUCCCUGAGCAGGAAUAUCCGAGGGCUACAGAGAAGGCCCUGCCUCCGCGCUGCCGACCCAGGGAGAGCUAAGGCGAGAGGAACUGUGGUGUGUCUUCUCUGGGGACUUGUCAAAAGAGGCACCUCUGUUACCUUCCAGCCUUUGGAGGGCACCCUGGCUGUUAGCCUAGGCCUUGUUGAUGACAUCCAAAGCCCUUGGAAUCCUUAAUCUCCAUGUAAGAGUUCCAAGACUGGCCUUGAUUUGUCCCCCAACGCUGCCUUGACAUCCUUGAGUGUGAUGGGGAGGGGGGGCGGGUUGUGAGCUCUUAUUACCUCUUAUUUUCUGAGUAAGGGUGGGCCUGUUGGAACAAGCCUAAAAUUCACUAUAAAUCACUUCCAGAUCCAGACUUUUCCAGCUGGUGGGAAAACAGGAAAAGAAAAUGAACGCUAUGGAACUUGUUUGGGAAAGGAGGGGGCAUGAAGGGGUCCAUCACUGUUGGGAAGUAGCAUAGUUCAUCCUGGAGCCAGGAAAAUGUGGGCUGGGGCCAGGAAAACUAAGCCGGGCUUCCUGGUGACUCUCGGGAAAGGCACCCUUUUCUCUGAUACCUCAGCACCUCAUUCGUGUGCAGUUACAAACAUAAACCACAUAAACUGGGCAGUGGCACAGCUUUUUAAUCUAGUACUUGAGAGGUGGAGACAGAAGUUCAAGGUCAUUCUCAAUGACACAGCAAGUUUGAGGGCUAGCCUAGACUAUAUGAUACCCUGUUUAUUAAGAAAAGAGGCAGGGUACUGAAGACACCGCUCAGUGGUUAAGAGCAAAUGACUGCUCUUCCAGAGGACCGUGGUUCAAUUCCCAGCACCCA
Peromyscus leucopus (white-footed mouse) is the source of this 1772-nucleotide messenger RNA. It is a transcript of the gene Smim33, whose product is annotated as small integral membrane protein 33. Bases 230 to 628 code for a protein of 132 amino acids. The record is from RefSeq and is a predicted model, not a curated record. Lineage: Eukaryota; Metazoa; Chordata; Mammalia; Rodentia; Cricetidae. The transcript has 2 exons.